Oryzias latipes (Japanese medaka) is the source of this 2211-nucleotide messenger RNA. RefSeq names its product acyltransferase PGAP2. The record is from RefSeq and is a predicted model, not a curated record. Gene Ontology annotation, biological process: GPI anchor biosynthetic process. NCBI's taxonomy places the organism in Eukaryota, Metazoa, Chordata, Actinopteri, Beloniformes, Adrianichthyidae. Gene Ontology annotation, cellular component: Golgi membrane; endoplasmic reticulum membrane.
GAUCACCCCCUCCCCCCCUCCAUCCUCCUCCUCUUCCUCCGCCUCCUCCUCUUCCUCCGCAUCCGCAUUUUGUCAUCAGCUGAUUCCAUUCCCCUUAAAAAAAUGUUGACGAUCUGAAGAUCUCGGAAAAAUGGAACAAUUCGUUUUCUCUUCACUAAUCCUGCAGGAUCUGGAAUAUUCUAAUAGACGAUGCAUUGAUUCGGCGUUUUCGUUGUAAAGAACGCGCGGCUGGGGUUCACAGCAAACUGGUCAAAAAUGCUUCAAGGCUCGGGUGUUUUGCUGCAGGAGAGGCCUCUGGACAUCAAGGUGUCAUUUAGUGCAUGUGCUUUGGGAACUGUGUCCCUGCCACUGCUUGGACUAAUAGCAUGUGUUGUCAUAUCCUCCAUCUUUCAUUUUGAAGAUGCUACCGGCACACAUUGCCAGGUUCCCAACUACCUGCCAUCUAUCAGUGCGGCAAUAAGCUUAAGUCCUGAGUGUUACAUUUGGCGUUUCUGCAUUGGACUUCACUCAGCACCAAGGCUCAUGGUGGCCUUCACCUAUUUCAGAUUUUACAAGAUCUGCUUUGACACCAGGUUCCCUGAGAGCCCACUGAGCUGCUUGAACCUGGCCUUUUCCAUCUUCGAGAACAUCGGUCUCCUGCUCCUCACUUAUGUGUCAUCCAGUGAGACGUACUUUGUGCACAAAGAAGGCUUUGUCCUGUUCAUUGUGAGUUCCCUCACCUACAUGCUGAUAACCUGCCGUUUAUGGAAGUCUGUUAAGAGGUAUUCCUUAAAUCCUGAGGAUGCAAAAUCCCACCACUGGAAAGUACGUCUGCUGCUUCUCAACCUCUGCUUCUAUGGCUUUGCUGGAUUUUUUUACUGGAAGCACAAUGUGUACUGUGAGUCAGGAAGUUACACUUUUUUUGCCCUGUUUGAAUAUCUGGUGGUCAUCUCCAACAUGGCCUUCCACCUUACGGCUAUGUGGGACUUUAAGAGCCAGGAGAUUGUGAUUGUUUCCUCGUCAGAUAACAAAAACUUCUGACCAAAGCCCAGUAGGCUGGAUGCUCGGUAUCCAGCUGCUGAGUCACCUGAUCACAGCAACUGCUCAGCUCAAGAAGAGGAGGAUGGGAAGGAAGACCUGUUCCACAUAUCUCCAUGACAGCACGCUUCUCUUGAUGCUUGUCAGGACACAUGAAUAACACAUACACUUGUUGGAUGUUUUUAAAUUCAAUGCAAUAAUUUGCAGCACAUGCAAAUAACGAUGUGAACUAUUAUAGGAGUAUUAAAUGUAAGCCCAUGGCUGAUAGUGGAAAGUCGGUCAAGCAGCAGGACAUUUGCCUGAAGCACCAAAAAAAUCUGCAUCCUCAUAGAUCUUCGUGUGAUUUAGCCUUUGGAAACCAUGCAUUCAUAGUUUGGACUUCAGUAAAAUGUUGAGAGGCAAAUGUUUUGCAGAGGCGCGCACAAAGCUGAGAAGCCUUAUUGUGAAGAAAAAUGGGUAAAAAAAAAAACAAUGAGUGGAGGAUGCAUGAUGAGGAGAAGUGUGACCACAUGACCAGAUGUGUGUUAGAAAUUACAUUGAGAUACUUUAGAUAUGAGCAUUUAAUUGUGAUCAAUUGUUUUUUUCUAUUACUAAAUUGCAUUACAUGUUAAAUGUAACCUAGAAAUUCAUACAUGUAUUUACAAAAUCACAAUUACAAAAUACAUUUUCAAGUUUAAUUGAAAAUUCAAGUUUCAAAGGGUUGAAGACAGAAAAUGACCACAAAAAUAGUUUAUUCUGUUUUUUUAAAAAAAGAUUGAAAUAUGAUUCAAAUUCAAAUUUAAAAUAUGAUUUUCCAAUGGUUCUAUCUUCUUGUUAUUAUUUAUUUAUCUUUUUGUGAGAAAAUCUGGGUCCUGAACCAUCAAACCAGGUGACCAGCUCAGUGGCCUCGAGGUAGAGUGUCCGCUCUGAGACUGGUUGGCCAGCAGUUCAAAUCAAAUCCAGAAAAUGGGAUCCAUUUGGGACAGUCAGCAAAGUUGGAUUGGAGGGGGGGGGGGGGGGGGUUAAACCACCAAAAGGUUCCUGGCUGUGUCUGUAGCUCACCUCUCCCCCAGUGGUCAAAUGCAGAGAACACAGCUGAUGAGACAUUAAGUUUUCUGUGUGUAUUUGUUUGUAAUAAUGGAUUGGAUUUAUCUGUGCUUUUCCAGACGCUCAAAGCGCUUACAGUGUGUCCAUUAUUCAUUCACUCCUCAUUCA